AUGGACAAGUCUGCGCUGUGCCACCUGACGGAUGCCAACGGGAAUUUGAAAAACCAGAUCUGGGACCUGAGAGAGACGGCCGCCAACCUUGAUGCCGAGAAGCAGGAGAUCCUGGUGGAGAACAAGAGCGUCAAAGAGCAGAACCGGAGCCUGGAAGCCAAGAUCGAGUGUUUCAAAGCCAUGGCGGAGGACUUUGAAAAGGAAGAAGAGGAGCUCCAGGGAGUGCUGAGGAAGCUGGAGGAGACGAUCACGCAGCUGGAAUCCCAGAACACGGCCUUGAAAGGCACCAACCAUACGCUCAGGACCGAAAUAGAAAAGGUGUCCGGCCACAUCGUUCUGUUCCAGGAUUACAAGGCAAGGCAAGACCAGGACAUCUGCCGCAUGAAACAGGUGAUGGAGCACAUCGUCAGCUACUUCAAGCAACUGGAAGCAAAGAUCGAGACUGCUGAGCAGAGAUUUGGCGAGGAGCAGAGCGAAGUUGCUGAGCUCCAGCGCACCUUGGAUGAGCUUGAGCAGAUCCGCGAGGUCCAGGAGAACGAGAUCCUCUGCCUGAAGGACCAGCUGGAAGAGGCAUCGUUCAUGAGGAUGGAGACAGAUGAGAGCCUCAAGGUCCCGUCUCUGCUGCACGAGAUGGUCCAAGCCAAGCUGGUCCAGGAUUCCUUGGCCAUGCAGAGCAGCCUCCUCCUCCUGCUGUCCAAAGUCGUGUGGCUGUUGCUGGCGGUGGCCGUUUGCCUGGGCUUCCUGAGCGUCUUGGCCAAAGUCUACCUCUUUGUCUUCAACCAGGACCUGGAAUCCGGAAGCCAAGCUCUGCUGUUCACGGACCGCCUCCGUUUGCUGGCGGAAGUCCUCUCUCCACAUCCCAUGAGCAGGUCGAAUGGCUUGCUGCCCUAUUGA
Messenger RNA from Zootoca vivipara (common lizard), 894 nucleotides. RefSeq lists its product as uncharacterized. Lineage: Eukaryota; Metazoa; Chordata; Lepidosauria; Squamata; Lacertidae. The record is from RefSeq and is a predicted model, not a curated record.